Messenger RNA from Pseudoliparis swirei, 1839 nucleotides. RefSeq names its product dehydrogenase/reductase 11a (gene dhrs11a). The transcript is spliced from 7 exons. Lineage: Eukaryota; Metazoa; Chordata; Actinopteri; Perciformes; Liparidae. Bases 207 to 974 code for a protein of 255 amino acids. The record is from RefSeq and is a predicted model, not a curated record.
CUCGAGGCGCGCAUGGAUCCGGGCUCCGGCACACUGUCCGCCGCUGUCCUGGAUGCUGGGCGGACUGACUCGGGAGGCUGUCGCUGCUGCAUCCCUCAUUUCGAACACACCUCAUCACUCCUGAUAUCCGCGGCUGUGACAGCGUGAACGGAGCCGACAGAGGACCAGCACGAAGGGCUGUGGUUGCGUGUCCAGCACCGGGGGAGAUGGAGCGGUGGAAAGGCAGAGUGGCCCUGGUGACCGGAGCCUCGGUGGGCAUUGGAGCGGCUGUUGCCCGGGCACUGGUCCAGCAAGGCAUGCGGGUGGUCGGUUGCGCCAGGAAUGUCGACAAAAUAGAGAAGCUGGCAGCAGAAUGUCAGAGUGCAGGCUACAGCGGCACGCUGAUCCCUUACAAGUGUGACCUGUCCAACGAGGAGGAGAUCCUGUCCAUGUUCUCAGCGAUCAAGACGCUACACAAGGGCGUGGACGUGUGCAUCAACAACGCCGGACUGGCCCACAGUGAGCCCCUGCUCAGUGGAAAAACAGAGGGCUGGAGGAACAUGAUUGACGUGAACGUCUUGGCUUUGUCUAUCUGCACCCGAGAGGCCUACAAAUCGAUGAAGGAGAGGAAUGUGGACGAUGGCCACAUCAUCAAUAUUAACAGUAUGGGUGGGCACCGAGUGGUUCCGAGUGCCGAUAAGCAUUUCUACUGUGCCACUAAAUACGCUGUGACCGCUUUGACUGAGGGGAUACGGCAAGAGCUGCGGGAAGCAAACACCCACAUCAGAGCCACGUGCAUAUCUCCUGGAAUAGUUGAGACCGAAUUUGCCUUCCGGCACCACAACAGUGAUCCAGAGAAAGCAGCUGCAGUGUAUGAGAGUAUCAAAUGUUUGAAAGCAGAAGACAUAGCCUGUGCAGUCACAUUUGUUCUCAGUGCCCCUCCUCAUGUCCAGAUUGGAGACAUGCAGAUGAGGCCAGUCGAGCAGGUGUCAUAGCAGUGGAACAGGAAGCUGUAGGAGGAGCAGACAAGACGGCAGCCAUGGCGACUCCAUAGCGACCUCUGCUGGGCUAGGGUGGGUGGGGGUGUUUAAAACAAAUCAACUACAGCUGUGUGGGUCAAAGAGGGCUUGAGCCUUAAGGUGGCUGUCGGAGGAAAUUAAGGGCGUGGACUUUGUAAACCACUGCGAAAAUACUACUGAAUGCAGCAACCUGGUGUUUGUGAAGCGUCGAGCCCGGUCCCUGAACUGAGCCGACUCCAAACGAGAGGAGAGAGUUGCUCCUGGGCCGCGUGGUCAUCCGCACGAGCGUCACUUCAGAGGGAAGAGUAUGCCAUUGAUUGCACAUGUUUUGUCUCUGUUCUUGUAGGUCACAAGACAUAUCUUUUUGAAAUUAAGUGGAAAGAGUAAUUGCUGUUUAUAAGUGGCAGCUUUUUUGUUUUAAUCUUUUUUUAAAUAAAUGUUUUAACUUUAGAUCAUGGCUAGAUGUGGUCUUACACUAACCAUAGACAGUACUCUGUCUUACGACGGUCACUAACACCAGGCUGUCCAUGCCGCCACUUUUUGUCACCGUAUGUUGUCACAAACCCAUUCAGUUACCCGUUGGCUUUCAACCACUCAGGUAAUCUGGGGGUGGGGGGAGGGGCACAUGUGCCCUUGUCUGUUGAGCACAAGGGGUUUCUACUAUCCACCCCUUCUUGCCUGUGUAAUUUCAGCCAUUCUGCACUUUGGAUUCAUUUAUGAGGAAUUACAAGAAUGGCAACUUAUGUCGGGGAAGACACUAACUCGUCUAGAAAUGUGUACCUCACAGAUAAAAUUUCUCCUUCAAUGAAUGAAUAAAUAAAAAUAAUUGCCCAUAAGUGAA